AUCCUCCGGCGCAUCAGCUGUCCCGCACACAGGCGCACUUGUUGGCUGUGAUGAAAUAAAACGCGCACACCGGUGCGGUUUUGGAGCUGAGGCUGCCUCACGUUGAAACGUGCAGCUGGCGGCUCGUGCGGCGCUGUGCCCGCGCGUGACGAUUCCUCUGACGCGCCACCGGACGCACCACUCAGGAGAAGACAGGAGAGCUGGAAACCGGUUCCCUUCUGUCCCCCUCCACCCCAAUUUUGCUCCUUCCUUGACGACUGUGGACUGGAUCCUGCGUGGCGCUGAACCCACGGACGGCUUUGAGCGAGAUCCACACCCGCGCUUGUGCAGAAAUGGAGGUACCGGGUUUGGCGCACAACAUCCCCAGUCCGCUCAGCCCCUGUGAGGGUAUGAUCAAGGACCUGAGCCUGGACGCCCUGCAGCUGUGCGAGCGAGAAGGAAAUAAAUCCCAGGACAGCAGCAUCUCAGAGAUGGUGGAGCUGCCCGUCCCACAGAACAUCAAGAUCAGCAACAUUACCUGUGACUCCUUUAAGAUCUGCUGGGACAUGGAGCCAAACACCAAGGAGCGCAUCACACACUAUUUCAUCGAUUUAAACAAGAAGGAGAACAAGAACUCAAACAAGUUCAAACACAAGGAUGUUCCUACCAAGUUGGUUGCCAAGGCGGUGCCCCUGCCCAUGACUGUGCGGGGUCACUGGUUCCUCAGCCCACGCACAGAGUAUACCGUGGCUGUCCAGACUGCAUCCAAACAGGCCGACGGGGACUACGCUGUGUCCGAGUGGAGCGAGAUUGUGGAAUUCUGCACUGCCGAUUAUUCCACUGUUCAUCUAAACCAGCUGCUGGAAAAGGCAGAGGCCAUUGCGGGCCGGAUGCUGCGUUUCUCUGUCUUUUACAGGAACCAGAACAAGGAGUACUUUGACCAUGCCAGGGAGGAGCAGGAAAAUCAGAUGCUGCCAUCAGUGAAGGACAACAGCGGCAGUCACGGCUCCCCCAUCAGCGGCAAACUGGAGGGCAUUUUCUUCAGCUGCAACACAGAGUUCAACACGGGCAAACCGCCACAGGAUUCCCCCUACGGCCGCCACCGCUUUGAAGUUCAGGGUGAGCUGCUCUUCAACCCUGAUACCAACCUCUACUUUGGAGACUUCUACUGCAUGUACACGGCCUACCAUUAUGUUAUACUGGUCCUGGCACCGAAGGGCUCCCGAGGCGACGAAUUCUGCAAGCAGAGGCUUCCUGCUCUCGACAUCAGCAACAAUCGUUUCCUCACCUGCAAGCAAAGUGAAGAGGUUGACGGUGCCCUGGUGUUUCACCAUGCCCAGGACAUCAUCCUGGAGGUGAUCUACACGGAGCCCGUGGAUCUGGCAUUGGGCACGGUGGCUGAGAUCAGCGGGCACCAGCUGAUGAGCCUGUCCACAGUAAACGCCAAGAAGGAUCCCAGCUGCAAGACCUGCAACAUCAGUGUGGGACGCUAGCAAGGGGGAGGGACUAGAGGUGACUCUGCACAUACACACAAAGUGAACAUGUACUGAUGAAAGCAGUCCAACACAUGCAUGAAGCAGCAGAUUUCACAAACAUAUACUCACAAAAGCCCAUCGUUCCCAAAGAAAAGUGGAGAGAAAAAGAAAGCCGCAUAGACGUUUCAACACCCGCAAAGGAUUUUCAUCAAAGUUAAUAACAUCGUCAAAGUAACAUCACAUAAUGGACCAGCAACAAAUACAAUCAGCAUCCAUCCUACAAGUCAGCACUGUUGUAUUUAACAAACCCUUUAACUGUUUGAACAAACACUGGCUGCAUCGCUUACGUUUUCUCACUUAUUUUAACCAGUUGUCAAUAUUUUAUGAAUGACUUUUGCCUUGCUAUUAUUGAUAUGUGAUUGGUUAGUUGUCCACCCCCCCCCCCCCCCACCCCCCCAAUGUAGGGAGGCCUUUUGUUGUUUCCAGAUAAUUUCAUACAUUUUCUAAUUGGAGAUAUUUUAUUCUACACUAGACAAAAAAGAAGUCUUUUUACCUCCCUCUAGUGGCAAUGACUGGUAUUGCUAUUUCCUUGGGUUCGGCGUCAAUUAUUAUUAUUCAUUUUUAUACCAAAGGUAUUAAAAACUAGACAUAAUGCUGUGGAAUCUUAACAGUACUAAUUCAACAACCUCUGUGAAAUGUAUUUACUGUCUGUGAUGGGCCAGUGUGAACUCCUUGUUAACCUUUAAAAAGAAGCAUGAUGCAGUCCUGUGCAGCAUGACCAUGAAAGCUGUCAGUACCUCUUAUAAUGGCAACUUUUUAUUAUUAUUAUUGUUGUUUUGCAAAAUCACUUUUUUUAAAGUGUAGUUUAAGGAAAGAAAGUAGAACCAUAAACUGUUUAGCAGAAAAAAUGUGACAAAAUAUUUUUUUAUUGAUGCAUACAUAUAUAUAGAAAGAAAACUAUAUAAACCAGAAGUGCACAAGGUCACAAGCUCUGAUCAUAAACAACGGCGUAUACUGUCCAAGAAAAACAGGAGGAUAAAUGCUAACCUGACAGCAAAAACUUGCACUAUGAUGCCAAGGUUCUUUUUUUUUUU
Molecule: messenger RNA, 2548 nt
Organism: Thalassophryne amazonica
Lineage: Eukaryota; Metazoa; Chordata; Actinopteri; Batrachoidiformes; Batrachoididae
Gene: phyhiplb
Product: phytanoyl-CoA 2-hydroxylase interacting protein-like b
Exons: 5
Coding region: 333-1472 (379 amino acids)
Cellular component (GO): cytoplasm
Molecular function (GO): protein binding
Source: RefSeq, a predicted model, not a curated record